Molecule: messenger RNA, 915 nt
Organism: Cryptomeria japonica (Japanese cedar)
Lineage: Eukaryota; Viridiplantae; Streptophyta; Pinopsida; Cupressales; Cupressaceae
Product: transcription factor IIIB 60 kDa subunit
Exons: 6
Coding region: 124-900 (258 amino acids)
Biological process (GO): transcription preinitiation complex assembly; DNA-templated transcription initiation; transcription by RNA polymerase III
Cellular component (GO): transcription factor TFIIIB complex; nucleus; transcription preinitiation complex
Molecular function (GO): RNA polymerase III type 3 promoter sequence-specific DNA binding; RNA polymerase III general transcription initiation factor activity; TBP-class protein binding
Source: RefSeq, a predicted model, not a curated record
UUCUAAGUGACUGUAAUCUGCCAGUUAUAUAAACUUGUAUUGUUUACAGGCUUAAUUGGCAGAACAACAUCUACAAAGCAAUAUCAUGCUAUAUCGAAUACUGCCUUGCGAAUUCUAUCAAGUAUGAAGCGUGAUUGGAUGCAGACUGGGAGAAAACCAAGUGGAGUGUGUGGUGCAGCAUUGUACAUAUCUGCCCUCUCACAUGGCUUUGGAUGCACUAGAGCAGAUGUUGUCGGUAUUGUGCAUAUUUGUGAGGCAACAUUGACAAAGAGAUUGAUUGAAUUUGAAAAUACAGAAUCAGGCAGUUUAACUGUGAAAAUGACAAGGGAGAAGGUAAAGCUAACAAAUGAGAAAAUGGUUGAGGACGGAGGGGCAUGUUCUCAAAAUGGAGAUAAUGCUACAGGUUUAAGAUAUAAGAAUACAGCAUCUAUAGAUGUAGACACGGAAAAUCGAAAUCAGGAUGGUCAGAAUGGUGUUACAGAGAGUUGUUUAUCAGAGGCUGCAAUAGGUUGUCCAGCAGAAACAGAUGAUUGGACUCAAUUGCAGUUUCAGGAAAGUUAUAAUGUAGGAGAUGAUAUGGGCGAGGAAUUAGAAACUCUGUCUGACAUUGAUGAUGAAGAGGUUGAUCGAUAUCUGCAUAAUGAGGAGGAAGUACGGUUGAAAACUAUAAUCUGGACAGAAAUGAAUAAGGAGUAUCUUGAGGAACAAGCAACAAAAGAGGAAGCAAUUGCAGCUGCAGAAGCAGCUCAUGCUGCGGCUCUGGCUGCUGCAGCAGAAGGGGCACCUGAUGCUGUUGAACUUGCAGCAGCAGCAGCUGCUGCCGUGGCAAGAUUGAAAAAGGUUGCCACUCUCUCCCUUCUGUUGGCUACAAACAUUAAUUCCAGAAAUAUCUUACUCUGAAAACUGUAUUAUCCA